GCCCUUAUCUGCAGUGAAGUAAGGGGGAGCCAUCCCAUGAGACCCUGAAAGCCCAGCAGUGAAUUACAUGGCUGGUAGAAAGAAAAAUUAACUUCAUUUAUAGUUACAGUUUUUACUUUGUUCCACAGGUUAGCUCCACCAAAGAGGCAAAUCUACCAGAUAAAAUUCACAAUGGUGGUUUAGGCAAAGCUGGUACUUAAAAAUGGUUUAAAAUAUACACAAAUUUCUUUGAGCAAAUCCCCCUCCCCCAAGACAGGGUUUCUCUGUACAACAGUCAUGGCUGUCUUGGAACUUACUCUGUACCAGACUGGCCUUGAACUCACCAAGAGUCUCCUGCCUCUGCCUUCUGAGUGCUGAGAUUAAAGGUAUAUGCCACCACUGCCUGGCUCUCUGAGUAGAUCUUGAGACGUCCAGAUAGGGCUGCAGACUCUGGAGACAGCACUGUGGAGAGGAUGGCAGCAUGCAGGGAGACGGGUGAAGGUGGCAUUAGAACUCUGAGCCAUCACCCCAGGACGCUACUACACUAAAGAGAAAUUACACUCUUAUGAAAGAACGUUUAAGUUUGAUUUUAAUUAGCAAAAACAAUCUUCCCUUUCAAAACAAAGGAAAAACAAAACAUAACUCUUAAAAGUCGCUUUUGCUUAAGAACCUUGUCUUUUACACUCUAAAAGUAUGAUGAGCAAAGCCAGCUUUCUUGAAUACUGCUAUAUAAUACCAUUCUGUUCCCCACACCCUGGGUGGGUGCGGUGUCUACUAAGAUGUUCCAGAAACUCUGCACAUGCUCAUUAUCGGUUCCUCCUGGGCCCUUGUUCUGCACCAGGCUUCUGGGAGGCUCUGUGGGUAUAGGAGUGAGCAACGAGACUCUGCCUGCCAUCCAGAAUCUUUGCUGCUUCUCAGGUACAGCACAUCCUGUACAAAUGAAGGAAGUAGUCCCGUGUGGUGGGGAGAGAGCCACUGUUCCUGGGAUAGGCUCGUGCAGCUGCCUGGAGAACCCUGUCUUCUCCGAGAAAGAGGGUCAGCUGAAAGUGUGGGGUGUCUAGGAAGUUGGCAGUGGAGUGAGAGCCAGUGACUCUGCAGGGAUGCCAGCAGGUGUGUGGGUACAGGUGUGUACAGUGAGUGUCUAGCAUGGGGAAAGAGGGAGCAGAAGUCCUGAUGGGGCGUCAGGACAGCAGGGAGGGCCUUGUCAGUGUGAUAAGAAGGCAGGGCUUUGCCUUUUCAGUAGGCUGGGAGGGCCGGGAGGCAGAGUGUGGAGUGAUGGCGUGAGCGGGGGUUGGGAUUCGGGUGAUAUACCAGAGUGGAGCCAGGUGGGUAUGCCAGAUGGGAACAGCGGAGUAACAGGAACCCAAACGCACAGGUUGAGUUUCUACUUCAAACCAAAAGGGGCUUGAGCCACUUGGUGCGGCAGCUUGAGCAUAGAGACAAGCUGAGCCACUGCUAGUUCUGAAGAUGCAGAAGUGACAGUCUGUAGCUCCAUUCCCUUCAAAGUCGCCACAGCAGACACAAAUGUUUUCGCAAAGAUCUAAAACCUCUGGAGACCCUUUCCCAUGCGGCUCGCGCAGUGGAGGCAUCUGUCUCGGACGAAAGGUCUCUCGUUUCCAUCGGGUAGACAGUCUACUGCAAAGAUGGUCAACAUACCCAAAACCCGAAGGACUUUCUGUAAGAAAUGUGGCAAGCAUCAGCUUCAUAAAGUGACCCAGUAUAAGAAGCACAAGGAUUCCCUGUACGCCCAAGGGGAGCGGCGCUACGAUUGGAAGCAGAGCGGUUACGGCGGGCAGACAAAGCCAGUUUUCCGAAAUAAGGCCAAAACCACAAAGAAGAUCAUGCUCAGGCUUGAGUGUGUGGAGCCCAACUGCAGGUCCAAGAGGAUGCUGGCCAUUAAGAGAUGCAAGCAUUUUGAAUUGGGAGGAGACAAGAAGAGAAAGGGCCAAGUGAUCCAGUUCUAAAACUUGUGUUUCCUGAGAGGAAAAUGCUGAAACAGUAGGAAAAUUACCUGUUAGAAAAUAAAGUUAUUAUUAUUGGUACCUAAAAAUAAUAAUAAUAAAAAAAAAACCUCUGGAGAUCAUAGAACAGGAAACAGCAGUUAUACCAGUUUAGAUGACGGACAGCAGGCAGGCGGCUGGCUGUAGAUUCAGUAGGCCAAAGAACGCUGACCCCUGAGCCAGUGGGGAGUGAGCAAGAAGCAGUGUGAUUCCCACCACAAACCACUCAGCUGUGACUAGCCUGCACUCAGCUGACUUCAGGUUCAUGUUGAAUAUUAAUCUAAUCCAAUUGUAUACAGCUGUAUCGGAGAAGUGGGAAGGAUUCCGAGGUGAGAAUUCAGAGGGCCAAAUCCUAAUCUAAUAGCGCUGCACCAUCAAAUGAAGCCUGAGCACAAAACUCCGCAGAACAUACAAGCAUGCUCCUCAGAAGUGGAGAAAGUACCUGAAGAAGCAAAGUGAUGCGAACAUGUGGGAAACAGGAGAGCUAUAGUUUAACAUAAAAUCCCUGUCGGAUUGUUUUCCUAUUUAAACUGGGUGUUCAUGUAUCUGGUAACAGUAAAAGGGAAGAAAUACGGGUUUCGAGCUGAUUUAUAUGCUGUGUGGGAGACGAGCCACCAGCCUCCUGCAGCUACUGAGCGUGUGGAAUGUGGCCAGACUGAGCUAAGAUGUGCUGUGAGCGCAGAGUGAAUGCUACAGUUUAAGUAACGGGGCGGAGCAGUUUAUUAGUAAUCUUUAUGUUACAUGUGAAAAUGGUGUUUUGGAUAUAGUGUCUAGAUAAGCAGUGUUAAACAUGAAUUUCAGAGGCUGGGGCUGUAGCUCAGUUGGUGUAGUGCUAGACUAGCGUGCACGAGGCCCUGCACGCAGUCCCCAGCAGUGCAUUAGCCAAGCGUGGAGGUCAUACAUUUGGGGGGGUAGAAGCGGGGAAAUCACAAGUUCAGGAUCAUCCUUGAAAGUUUAAGGCCAGCCCGGACCACAUGAGAGAUCCUGGCUCAAUUUUUAAAACCUUUUUAAAAGCACAGCUGCCACAAUGCAAAGUAGCAUUUGUGACCUGGGUGGUCUUUCUGUCGGGCAGAACUUGGGCUGUGACUGUCCUUGGCUGAAGACUGAGUGACAUGCCUGUUUCAGCUUUAGUAAGAAAAGUGACACCCAGCACACACAAGUAGCCCUUGUUUUUCAGUGCUUGGCCUGGAGAUGCCAGCAAGCCAGGUCCAGUGCUGCCAGGUUCUGAGAUGAGCUAAACAUGUUUUAAUUUGAAAACUCAGGUAUAGAACAAAGACUUAUUUACUUAGUUGUCAGUGUGGAGUUUGAUAGUUAACUUAAUGAGGGUUUGGUGGCUCUAGGUCCUGAGGGACUGUCAUGCUCCUUUGUGGGCCUGCACCCAGACCAGUGGAUUAUAGCUGCCAGUGGCAUGGUCAGAAUAAAUAAGGUCUUUGUAGGAAGGCCCUGCUACUAAUUGGUGUGUUAAUUUUAGCCGCAAACUAAUCAUGUUCUAGUUAGAAGUUAAAGUCUGGAAUGUGUAGUAAUUUAUGAAAUAAGGGUUGCUAGAAUACAAGUACAGUAUUCAGUGCUGUGUUUGCCAGCAGCGUGCUGAGGCACCAUAGUGGAGGCCUCCUGAGCUGGUCUCCAGUUCCUGGAGAAACACCACUUGUGAAGAGAUGGGGUCUCUCUCUCUCUCUCUCUCUUUCUCUCUCUCUCUCUCUCUCUCUCUCUC
This is a messenger RNA of Alexandromys fortis (reed vole), 3690 nucleotides long. Its product is annotated as 60S ribosomal protein L36a-like. The transcript has a single exon. The record is from RefSeq and is a predicted model, not a curated record. Lineage: Eukaryota; Metazoa; Chordata; Mammalia; Rodentia; Cricetidae. Gene Ontology annotation, biological process: translation. Gene Ontology annotation, molecular function: structural constituent of ribosome. Gene Ontology annotation, cellular component: ribosome; cytosolic large ribosomal subunit. The coding region runs from base 1545 to 1943 and encodes 132 amino acids.